This is a messenger RNA of Benincasa hispida (wax gourd), 2813 nucleotides long. The record is from RefSeq and is a predicted model, not a curated record. NCBI's taxonomy places the organism in Eukaryota, Viridiplantae, Streptophyta, Magnoliopsida, Cucurbitales, Cucurbitaceae.
CCCUAAAAUUACACUUAAUCCCAAAAUCUUCCCAUGCAUCGAUUCUUCUUCCAGAAGCAAGCAAUGUCCCAUUCAAACUCCAGCUCGCCAGCGCCACCUUCUUCUCGGACCUGUCUUUCCGUUUACCAUUGAACCAAAAAUGGCGCAUUACGUUUGUCAAGAAAGGUAUGGUUCAGUAAUUUCUCAACAUGGGAACCAAACUCAGAGGGUUGCCAGGUUUUUGAAGCCCUGCGCGACGAGCUCGGACGAGGCGGAGAGUGUUUCUGCUCGUGCCCACUUAUUGUUUGAAGAAAUGUCUAGCAGACAAUUAGGGUGGCCGAAGAAAGUUAACUUCCAAGGCUGGGCAUGUCCCCAGAAGAAUUGGGACAAAUGGGUCGAAAAGUUGGAGGUACGACAUUCUUUCAUGUGGAAACGAAUUGGAAUUUACGAUGCCAUCAUGGGUUCUUGCUAUGAUAUUAGGCGCAAUAAAGAAAUAGUAUUGGGUUUGGUUGAGUUUUGGUGUUCUGAGAUGAAUACUUUUGUGUUUCCAUGGGGGGAGGCCACAAUUACAUUGGAAGAUGAGAUGAUUCUUGGGGGUUUCUCUGUUCUUGGAGAACCCAUAAAGAAGCAUGUGACUACAAAGGACUUGAUGAUAGUGGUGGACGCCUUGUUAAAGAGGAAGUCUGCAAUUUCAAAAGGGAAGUCUAAGAAAUGUACUCAUGGAGCUUGGAUGAAGCACUUUAUGGAGAAUGAGAAUGGCAGUGAGGUUGAACAUGCGGGUUUUCUCUCAUACUGGUUGUCAAGGUAUGUUUUCCCUUUACCUACUAGAGAAACAGUGUCAAAGGAUGUAUUUCCUAUUGCAGCCCAUUUGGCUGGAGGGACCCAAAUGGCUUUAGCCCCCGCAGUCCUUGCCGGCUUGUAUAACAACCUGAGUUUGCUGAAGGAGAAAGCACUUUCUUCUUUUGAUGAUGACGAAAUAACUGUCAUUGCUUCAUUUCGACUUGUUUUGUUAUGGGCUUCUGAGCAUUUUCCUCGUUUAGUUCAGAAACCCCCAAAUGUACUCAAGCCUGGAGAGCCAAGAGCUGCCCGCUGGUACAAAGUUAUCAAUAAAAUCGAUAAAUCUGUUAUUGAUCCCAUCUUCUUAUCAGGGCAAUGCUUUCAAUGGAGGCCUUAUGCAGCUGAUAUAAGCAACUGGAAUCAUUCAUCUUAUUACAGAGCUGAAGAGCAUUUAGAAAUUGACAGUGAGGAAUUUGAUCAGAAUUUGCAAUGUUAUCUCAUAUGUAUGACAAUGUGUUACUUAGUUGGAUUAGAUUGUCGAGAGAAGUAUAUGCCUCAUCGUGUAACAAUGCAGUUUGGUAUUGAUCAGGAUUUACCUGGUGAAUUCUCUGGCUUGGUAUUUGGCCCCAAAGAUGUUUGUUUCUUUGUUCCUCCCAGGUCCUUUGAGCCUGGCAUUUCGCUAAAAUACUUCAACUGGUGGAAGAAUUCUGAGUUUAUUUGUGGAGGGAAACUUCCUAACGUUUUGAGAAGAAGCUUAGAUACUUUUCAAAUGCCUCCAAGCGGGGGUGAAAUGAGCUCUAAGGAUUACCAUACUCCAAGUGUUACCACAAGGUUGAAGGACAUCGAGACUGUGCCUCGGUCCUCCAUAAAAGAAGAGGUUAUAGAGAUCCGAGGCGAAGAGUGGGAAUUCGGGAAGUGGAACAAAAACUUUGAUCUUUUGUUCAAAUCGGUUUUUGAAUCUGAUUUCCCCACCAGAGAAGCUGGAAGCUUGGAAAGGAGGUCACGAUCAAUAGAGGAAGUGAAGGGCGGGGGUGGUUCCAAUACCUCAGCUGAAUCAUUUGAUGCAGGAAGUCCUGAAUGUUCAACUCCAUGUCCAGUUCGAGUUAGAUCCCUCGCUUCGAUCACUAGGGAAUUGUCUCCCACACAAAGAUUUCAAGGUUCUGUUGUGACUGAUCAUUUUGCAGUGAUGGGAACUCCCAAAGAGAUGGCUAAAGAUUCCAACGAAAUUGAUGAUAACCAUUCUUUAGAAAGUAGAAACAGAGCCAAUGGCUGGAAUAGAAAAGCUACUUCAGAUGAAGUUCAUCUCAAUGAAACCAUUAAAAAAAGAAAAUUGUCUACCUUAACAGAAGAGGGUUCAGAUUGCAAAAAAACAAUUUCAAUAAUGAAUGGCAAUACUGAUGAAAUGCAAGGAGGUUGUGUCAAUGCAACAAUGGAUGUGUAUGAAAAAAACUUUGAUAUUCUGAUACUGGAUUUGGAAAAGAGGAUCGAGAAACUGGAGAAACAGAAGGGCAUAAAUCCAGAUAGAGGAUAAGAAGUAUUCAGUAAAUACUGCAUUCGAACCCGAUUUUCGGGUUCCUGUGAAUUCAGUUUGUACAUUUAGCAAUCAAGUCCUAUGAGUCUGAAUUGGUUUUGUAGGUUCUACCAUAGUUGUCAACGUGGGAAUGAAAGACAAGUUCAUCUGCAGUGGAUGGGAAGAUUUUUUGUUUCUAUGACACCGACUUCUGGUUUUUGUUUUACUGCUAUAGUGCAACAGAUCUUGAAGAGCAACAAAAGCAGCAUCUCAAUUGCAGGAUGAGUUCAAGAUGGUGGAUUUCUGAUUAUAUGGUGUGCCUUUUAUUGCACAACAUUUUCACUUUUGUUAAAAGACUGUUGAAAUAGACAAAGCUUGCUUGCUUACUUCCUAACUAGGAGCAUAUUGGAAAAAUGUACAUAUUAAAUUUAGAUUUGUGAUAAUGUAUAGAUAUUUACUGAAUUUUGUAAGAGAAAAUCAUGAUAGCUUAUGUACAAGCUUUUCCCCCCUUUUUGAGUUUGAAUUUAUGUAAUUCUAGAAUGUUUGG